GGUUUCAUUUUCAAUUUGGUCGAGUUUGCCAACGGUUGUUUUGGGGCGAUUUGUGUAGGUUAAAAAAUAUGUAUAUGGAUCUGUAUAUGCACAAAGGAUGUGAAGAAUUUGUAAAAGAUACAAAAGUGCAUACGAAUAAAAAUAAAGUGCAUAUUUGUUUAAUUAGCAACAAAAUACUUGUUUAUUAUUUUUUAAGCGUAUUAUAAGUGUUUUAUAAAUGUUAACGCAAGUGAAACAGAAGUUGAAGAAAGCGAAAACCUGCUGAGCAUCCUUUAUUUUUUUUUACACACUGCUUAUUCUGCAUCUUUCCUUUUGCAUUAUUACCUUUUGUGUGCGCUAUUCGUGAACUGCUCCACCCUCGACGUCCUUGUGUGGGGAACAUAUGCAUAUGAAUAUACUGUGAAUUAUCUGAAGUGUUACAAAAGAAGCGGGAAGUGUUAUUUAUGUUUGAUGGAGUGUAGUAGACUACACAAAAAAAAAAACAACAAAGAAAAAUAAAGUAUAACAAAAUAACUGCAACUAAAACGCCAACACAUUCGAAGCCAACUAUUACAAUAGCAAGAAAUUGAAAGUAAAUCUUGCAGAAAAACCCGUCGCGUCUUUGGGUCGCCAUCGCUGAGCUUCAUAUACCGAACAACUUUGCAGUUGCGCGUCCGCUGUUCUUUCCAUUGUUUGUGUUUUGUUUCUUAUAAUCUUGUGUGUACUACUCGUGUGUGUGCAAUUUAAAGGAGACAUAUAUUCUGUCGCCGGCAUCAUAGAGUCCUUUGAAAUUAUUAGACGACCAUUAUAAUUGGAUUGGAAACCUUUUCACAGCAUUCUCGACGCCCUAAUAUUAAAAGCCGGCAUCAAUAUGCAUACUCUUUUCAAACCCAAUUAGUAGUAUACAUACAUGUGUGUAUCAGUGUGUGCGGUCUUCUACGAAUAUCUGUGAAUUUUAACGAGAUGAGCUGCUUUUGAUGCUGUUGGAGCUAACGUUGGAAAAUUUAUUAACUACUUGCCGUUGUCGGCAUACGUCGGUGUUGUUGCUUGUGAAAACGAAAGCUGUAGAUGAACAACAGCAAAAUUCUCAUCAAAAAACCGAAACAACAAUUGAAUGGAGACAUUAUGGCUAAACUCAAAAUUUGAACUCGGACCUUUAAAAUCAAAUCUUCGCUUCAAGUUUUCAAUGCGUACAACGGCGUUGAGCUAAAAUUAAACAUAAAAGUAAAAUAACUAAAUAAUCCUACACAACUCUAUAAACUCGAUUUCACUUAAAAGACGUUCUCACUAUUUGAGACGAGUCGCAAUUAAUGCCCGGAGUAGGUACCGGGCAAUACUGGACAUGUUGGAACGUCGACCCUUAUGGGGAUUAAUAGUGUUGCUAAAUGUAUGCUUCGUAAUAUGGCGAAUGCAGGAGCCCGCAUUGCUCAGUGUCGAAUACGACGGCAGCGGCGCAGGCAGCGUUGUGAAUUCACAGCCGAACUACGAAGGGCAACACGCCUCGCGAAACCACCAACAAAUAGGAGACAAACAGUUGCAACCAAUAUGGCCGCCACGGCCGAAGGAUUUAGCGUUGCGUAAUGCCAGAGAACCGCCGCAGCAGCAUCAACAGCAACAACUAUACGCCGGCAAACAUUUACUAGCCGAGAGCGCUGAAGUGUACGAAAGUGCUGUAAAAGUAACGCGCAAAGCGGACGAUGAUAAUAGUCUUCUACAUAUUAGUGGCCACAUUAGCAGUAGUACCGGUACCAGUACCAAUAGCAUGAGUAGCAGUAGCAGUAGUAGCAGUAGAUUCAGUAGUACUAGUCGUAAGAAUAAAAGUAAACAAUUAUUUAAGGAAUACGCAACGACGAGUUCGAGAAAAAGUACACCCUCACCACUAGUCACUGCAGCAACGUUGCGUAAUAAUGCCGAUUUGCCAGCGACGACGACAUUAAGUGCGCGGGCGUACACAUUUCCACCGGAUGACUUCCAUCAACUAAUCGAUCUGCACGACUUUACGUACCUUAUAAACCAAAAUGGCUGUAGUCGAGAUAUACAAGCGCUCAUACUAGUGCAUUCGGCGCCCGCCAAUGAGGAGAAGCGUCGUCUGAUACGCGAUACAUGGGCCAAUACGGACAUACUGCCGCUGGUGAACGGUGUAAUGCCGUUGAGAGUAAUCUUUCUGCUCGGCACGGUCGACAGCGAAGCACUACAAUUGGAUAUAGAUCGUGAGAAUUUCGAAAAUGGUGAUAUUGUGCAGGGCUCUUUUGUGGAUAGCUAUCGCAAUAUGACCUACAAACAUGUGAUGGCCUUCAAAUGGUUUCUCUACAAUUGUGCGCAUGCGCAAAUCCUAAUCAAAGCCGAUGAUGAUGUGUACGUGAAUACGCCGCAAUUGCUCAUCUAUUUGGCCGGUGUGAGUACGGCGGGGAGUGAUGGUCCGGUGGAGGGGGUUGCAAAAAGAACCUCAUCCGUGGCUGCUGCGGAUGCGCUUGCUACUGCUGCCAUAACAACAAUUCAACAAAGUACCGCCGAUAACGAUAGUAGAUCAUUUGAAGACCAUACUAUUGAAAAUAGUAGUAGCAGUAGUAGUAAUAGUGGUACUAGUACGAGUAGUACUAGCAAUAUGAGUAACAGUAACAGUUCGCACGCUAAUCAAAGAUAUGGCGCCGAGCUCAAAACACACUCAAAAAAUACUACACAAUUUAAUGCUGCGCAAAUGUUAUUCCGUCAUCCACACGAGCUGUUGUUGUGCAAAACCACACUAAAUGCUAUGGUCAAACGUAGCUAUCGCUCCAAAUGGCGUGUUUCGGCGCACGAAUUCCCCGGUCGCUAUUAUCCGCCAUAUUGUCCGGGCUUCGCCAUUAUCUACUCGCCAGAUGUAGCCUGGGCACUAUACAAUGCAGCACAAAAAUCAAAUUACUUCUGGAUCGAUGAUGUACACAUAACGGGUGUGCUGGCACAGAACCUGAGCAUUGCCAUUACAAAUGCUAAAGAAUAUAUACUCUACGAGUCUGAUUGCGACGAUUUGCUCAAUGAUGUAGUGCGUAGUGAUGAUGUGGAAUUCCUAUAUGCCUGGCAUCUGAUCAAUCCACAGCAAAUGCAAAAAUUGUGGGAGUUGUAUUUGGCUAAAGCGCAACGGUAUUUCUCGGUUGCGCCAAAGUCAUGGCGCUGGCGGCGUGGCGCGACCAGACAGCAGACAUCAUAUAAUCCGACUGAUUUCAAUAAAUUUAAGAGCUACAGAUAGUGACAUUAAAUGUAGGCGCAUAUACAAUACAUAGGAGACAUAAAAACAUGUACAUACAUACAUACAUAUAUAUAUAUAACAAAAGAUAUAUGCAUUUUUAAUAAAUGCAUAUUUUGCAGAUAUGCACACAAGCUUACUUCAUAUACUCCAAAAGAAAAUGUACAUCAUACAACACUUACAUAUAUACAUAAGAACACAUUCAUUUUCACACUAAAGCGCUUAUAUGCAUACAUACCUACAUACGUAUUGUAAAUGCUUGAGUUUAAUACUUCGUUUUUAUUUUUAUGUUUUUUUGUAAGUAUUUUAAGAUUAUUUGAAAAAAGUGUUUUUUAUUU
Messenger RNA from Ceratitis capitata (Mediterranean fruit fly), 3540 nucleotides. RefSeq lists its product as uncharacterized. Gene Ontology annotation, cellular component: membrane. Lineage: Eukaryota; Metazoa; Arthropoda; Insecta; Diptera; Tephritidae. Bases 1322 to 3205 code for a protein of 627 amino acids. The record is from RefSeq and is a predicted model, not a curated record. Gene Ontology annotation, molecular function: hexosyltransferase activity. The transcript has 2 exons.